This is a messenger RNA of Caenorhabditis remanei, 1530 nucleotides long. RefSeq lists its product as uncharacterized. Lineage: Eukaryota; Metazoa; Nematoda; Chromadorea; Rhabditida; Rhabditidae. The record is from RefSeq and is a predicted model, not a curated record. The coding region runs from base 1 to 1530 and encodes 509 amino acids. The transcript has 8 exons.
AUGGCUUUCUAUUUUGCCCUGUUGAAUGUAUCCAAGAAGGAUAACACUCAAGAGAAACAGUCUUCAUCUUCUCAUAGGAGACAUCGAAGACAUUCGAUUGCUUCCGUUGAAUCGCCAUUGCUAGAUUAUAGACUUUUGCCAAGACCCCAACUACUCUCUGACGAUGUUGUCAUUACCAAUGACCUGGCUCAUCAAGUCGAAUCAUCUUCAUCUUCUGCUCAACCCAAUCGUCUAUCUGAUAGAAGAAGUCGUGGGAGUGCUCGAGCAUCAAAAUGGGUUCAAGACAACCAUUCCGCCCAAUUGAAUAAUAGGAGCCACCAUCCUCCGCUUCAACGAGAAUCUCAUCAAGUUGCUCCUUCUAGUUCAAGAGGUCAUCUCAGUCGGAAUGACACUGAAAGUGACCCUCCACCAUUGAGCAGAAGUAAACGAAUGGCAUUUGGAGGGGAGAAGGAAGAAGGGAAUCCUUCGAAGAGUGAAGAAAAAGUGAAGAAAAGAGGGGGAAGAGCAAAGAUAGAAGAAAGAAAACGAGGGGAAAGACAGUCGGAAGAGGAAGAAGAUGGAAAACAGAAACAGAAUUUGAGACCAAGAGGAAGAGGAAAAAAGGAAAUUGUUAGUGGAGAAGAAGAAUCUGGAAAGGAGACGGCAAAGGAGGACACUGGAAGGAAAAUGAAGAUGAAGAGUGAUGGGCAGGUUGGUGGGAAUAAGGAAGAGUUCAGAAAAAAGGAGCCUGUCAAGACCAUGAGAAGGGGAUUCAAAAGUCAGCUACCAAUUCCAGUUCACGUUCCAUCAACAACGAAUGAGCAAGGACUGAGUAAAACUCAGAGUACGACAUUCUCAAAAAACGGUCGUGAACACCUCCAUCCACCAUCCAAAUACACCCCAUUGGCUGUCACAACUUCCAGUUCUAGCUCUGCUCUGAAUUCCAACUCCAACUCUCGAUACUUCUCCCCACCAGUCCCCAAUGGCAGAAAACCCAGACAAGUUGGAACUGCAGAUCAUCCACUGAGAUCUUCUGUUUUUCAAGCGAUGGCUGGAAGUAGUGCAACUGAUGAGAGUGGUCGAUCAAGUAGUCAAAUGAGUAAUGAGAGUAUCACACCUAGAAGAGACGACUCACCAGCCUCCUCGUGUUGUGAUCCGAAAGAACAGGAAGUUACUAUGAAGCUCUCUGCAGUUUCCAUGUCAUCGAGAUCCAGUGAGCCACGGCUCAAAAAAGUUACUUUUGAGAGCUCCCCUUAUGUCAUAUCGAACUCUUUUUUAGGCGAUGGAGCGGGCAAAGUGCUGGUAGUCCGCCGUGGCAGCGGAACAGCAGUUCGUCGAGUUGGAGCAAUGGGCAACGGAUGGAAUCAGUCGAAAGUGUUGAUCGAAGGGCAACCGGAAGAAGUGUCUGGAGACGAUUGGUGGACACAUUGUGGAAAGGACGAAGAGGAAGAAGCAAUCAUUGAUAAUCAGUUGAAUAAGAAUUUGGAGAAGGGGAAGAGAAUCGACGCCGGCCUCCCGAAUGACAGUUUCAGUGGAUCGACCCAAGUAUAA